Aplosporella prunicola CBS 121167 is the source of this 954-nucleotide messenger RNA. RefSeq lists its product as uncharacterized. The transcript has a single exon. The record is from RefSeq and is a predicted model, not a curated record. The coding region runs from base 221 to 814 and encodes 197 amino acids. Lineage: Eukaryota; Fungi; Ascomycota; Dothideomycetes; Botryosphaeriales; Aplosporellaceae.
CUUGCGUGCUUGUGCCUCGCUACUCCGUACAGGUAUACAAGUAGUAAGGAGGAGUCGUAGUCGUAGAUCCUCACAGUUGGACGUAUAUACAGUACCUCCUUCCCUCUUUACUACUCAAGCCUUUGGAUCAGUACACCCGAAGAGCAAGGAGCACGCGGAUCCCAUCCACCGUCCCAGUGGAGGCGGCCGUAGUCAGUGAUCCGCAGGGUCCACCAGUGCGAUGCCCUGCCCUGCGCGGCUAACGAUCGAGCAGCAAGUUAGUAAGGCGAAUAGAUGGUCGACUUGGAUAAGCACCUUGAUGUACGUAUCGCUGGCGGAGCAGCACUGCCACACACUCUCUCUGUCACUCACUGACUCACUACUAACAACGCAGUACCCAGAUUCUCGAUCGCUGGAGCAUGCGAUGCAGCGAUGGCGAUUGGCGAUGGGCGAUUCGCGUGCUCCCUCCCCCCUUAGCUUUAGCUUUGGUUUGGCCCGUUGUUGCGGCCUUUCAUGUCCUUAUUUACUUACUGGGUACGUACUUACCACGGUGUGUGGGGCUAUAAAGAGCAGAUCCCACGCAACACCCACCGCGAUGGCAAGUUACAAGUUACAAGUUGCAAGUACGAGCUGUGUGAUAGCCGGCAAGCUUCCUUCCUCUCCACACACACAUACGAACCGCGCAGGCAAAGGCAAAAUGUGCACACGCAUACCACGUACAUACAUACGACGUACGGACAAGCGUGCCGCGCCUUGGCCUUUGCUUGGCCUUGGCUCUUGUACGAGCUGCUCGUGCUCGUGCUGCGUACGUGCUUUUUGGUUAGUCAGUCAGUGAGCAGCAGCGGCGAUGAAUGAGUGGGGACGACAGCCAAGCACGCACGCAUGCACGCAAGCAAAAGCUCCUGCCGCAGUCGCCCUGCAUGGCGCUGUGGCGCGCGCCUGUUGCUGCUGCUGCUGCUGCUGCUGCUGCGUCUC